GGUCUGGAUUCCUGUGUGCUGGAAACUUUUGAAGAUGUGCCUUGUUCCAUGGGUACAGCCCCUUUUGGAUUGGUUCCCCGCUCUUCCUGUUGAUAUAUAUAUGCCACUGAAAUACCUCUCAAGUAAAUAGCAGGGAAACUCAGGCAUAGAACAAACAUCCUUAUCCUGCUUAGAUUCUUACUUAGAACACAAUGAGGAAUGAAAUUUGCUCCUUAGCAUUUGUCCGGGCAGUAUUUUCCGAAUUCUUAGCCACCUUAAUAUUUGUAUUUUUGGGAUUGGGAUCUGCCCUCAAUUGGCCAUCUGCUCUCCCCAGUGUUCUACAGAUAGCUAUAGCUUUCGGCCUCGCCAUUGGUACCUUGGUACAAACAUUCGGACAUGUUAGUGGGGCCCAUAUAAAUCCAGCUGUCACAAUAGCAUUCUUGUUGGGGUCCCACAUCUCUAUUCUGCGUGCAAUAUUUUAUAUAGUUGCCCAGCUUGUUGGGGCCAUUGCAGGAGCCGGUAUCUUACAUGCGGUGGCACCCACACCUGUCCGUGGAAACCUUGCCAUCAACCAGGUAUCUGCUGGAUCCCCAGGUCUGGCACUGGUUGUGGAGAUAAUACUGACAUUCCAGCUGGUCCUCUGUAUCUUUGCGUCCACAGACGGUAGACGGAAUGACAAUGUAGGAUCCCCGGCGCUGUCCAUUGGGCUUUCUGUGACACUGGGACAUCUCCUGGGGAUUUACUUUGACGGCUGUUCUAUGAACCCAGCUCGAUCCCUCGGCCCUGCAGCCAUUACUGGAAUCUUUGCUGAUCAAUGGGUCUUCUGGAUUGGACCAAUCGUUGGUGGAAUUUUGGCUUCACUCAUCUACAACUUCGUCCUGUUCCCACAUACCAAGAGCCUGUCUGAUAGGAUUGCUGUUCUUAAAGGUACAUAUGAGCCAGAGGAGGAAACAUGGGAAAACAAGCAGGAUCACAAGAGGCAGUCAGUGGAGUUGUACUCUGCCCACCCUCUGCCUAAGGGCACAGAGAAAUUCUAAGCCGUCGAACUUUCUACCAACCCAUUAUUUAUGUAUUUUGGUCAAGCGUCAUCCAGGGCUUUCAGCAGCUGAAGUUGGAGUUCACAUAACUCUGUGCUGUAGAUUCUCUCCAUGCCUAAUCCCUUGUAAAUAUAAUUUUGUUUUGUAAGGCUUUCCAGCAUUAUUUGAUAUAAUACCAUUAUCUUCUCUAUUAAUCUUUGAGGCCCAGGAGCUUACAAACCACAAACAUACAUCACAUCCCAUUUUAGGUUGAGCAUCUUCCGUAAAGUCUGAGAUAUCUACUCACACUGGGUAUAGAGUCAUCAGUCAUGCACAUAAUUCAGUCUGACAGAAUAAAGUAUUGAUCCAGAGCCCAGGACUGUCUACAAUUAAUACGGCAUACUGUACGCAGCCUCUACGGUUGGCUAUAGUAACUCAUCUCCGAAUAAACAAUGUCACUUUAUAUACUUCAGCAAGAAGUUAUAUGUCAGUCGAUUAUAUUUAAGUACUUACUGUAUAAUUGAGUUUAGUAGUAGUAAAGCAGAGUGGAGAAGAGCCAUUGCUCAUGAUGUACUUAAAGGAGGAUUAAUGUAUUCAAUACUGUGCAACAUAGACAUAAUAUUUUGUAUUUUAUGUAUCUUCAUCCUUCCAAAAUAAAAAUAAAAUCACAAGAAAAUAUUAUGUUUAGAAUUUUCAUGUGAAGCCUUUUCUUAGUUAUUCCCAUUACAAGGAAAUCUGUAUGGCAUACAAUAUGUCAACCUGUUGUUGUCCUCACCCAAUUACCUGAAUGGCAAAACUACUCUGUUAUUCUGCCAUAAGAGUACAUAGUUAGACAUUGUUUUGUCAGGGUUUUAAAGGGAUACUCCCUUGGCCAGCAUGCUGAUUGGGUCAGCCAUGCCCCCUUGUCACAUCACGCCAUGUCCCCUCAAUGCAAGUCUAUGGGAGGGGGCGUGACAGCGUCACGCCCCCUCCUACAGACUUACAUUGAGGAGGCAUGGCCUGAUGUCACGAGGGGGGCGUGGUCAACCCCUGCAGCGAGCAAACAGCAUUCGGAACUAAAUGUCCGAAACACUGGCCAGUGGAGUACCCCUUUAAAGAGAAACUGUUGUCACUUUCCUACUGCCUGAAUCCUGUGUUAUUAAGGUGGUCCCUAGUGGUGUCUCCCUUCCUUACUAGCCUUUAUUGAUAUUUCCCUAUACCUAACAAGAAAAGAUCAAUCAAUCAUGGCUGAUGGGGUGGUAAGAAGCCACUGGGUGCUCAUGUUUCAGGGAGCAUGAAAGCGAUGGCGUGUUCCCUUUAAGAAAGUUUCAUGGCAACCAGUUGAUAAAGCCUUUAUCCCCAGCCCUCCCCCCUUAAAAAAUAAAUAAAAAAGAUAGCUAAACACAGUCUUUAAAGAGAUUGUCCCCCAUGAUAUCGAACAGAGCAAAACAUACUUUAGCAUUUUUCCGAUCUGGCUAAUACAGAGGUCCCAUGUAAGAGACUCUUCUAUAACAUUAAUAUGUCCUGACAGAACAUAUGGAAACAUGGUGUCUUGAGGAGCCAUCCCUUUUAAUAACCUUGUAGGAAGGAACAUUUACAAGUCCUUCUUGAUGGGGGGAGGGGGGGUUCUUUUUUUUUUU
Molecule: messenger RNA, 2614 nt
Organism: Hyla sarda
Lineage: Eukaryota; Metazoa; Chordata; Amphibia; Anura; Hylidae
Product: aquaporin-5-like
Exons: 4
Coding region: 192-1016 (274 amino acids)
Biological process (GO): transmembrane transport
Cellular component (GO): apical plasma membrane; plasma membrane
Molecular function (GO): water channel activity
Source: RefSeq, a predicted model, not a curated record